Molecule: messenger RNA, 2788 nt
Organism: Branchiostoma floridae (Florida lancelet)
Lineage: Eukaryota; Metazoa; Chordata; Leptocardii; Amphioxiformes; Branchiostomatidae
Product: histone-lysine N-methyltransferase SUV39H2-like
Exons: 6
Coding region: 210-1781 (523 amino acids)
Cellular component (GO): nucleus
Molecular function (GO): zinc ion binding; protein binding; histone H3K9 methyltransferase activity
Source: RefSeq, a predicted model, not a curated record
UCAUCAUCCAAUCAGGAGGACUCAAUAUGGCGGCGCGACGAGUAGUGGUAAGGUCGCAGUGGCGCUAAUUUUACCGAUUUUCAUGUGUUUUAAUCGCUGUUUAUCGUUCAUAUUUGUCCUGCGGACUCGUUACAUGUCCAGGAAGACACAAAUCACUUAAAGUUGGGAUUUCUGAGGGAAAUUUCGCGCUGGCGGCGGAAAAAUAGCCGAUGGCCGACAUUGGAAAUUUGAAAAUUCCGCCCGACCUGCCGCCAGAAAAGAUGGCGGCCGCGGCGCCCGAUUCAUUCCCUGCGUGCCGGAUCCCGUGUCUUCUCAGCCGCGAACAGCUCCAGAAACUCUGCGACAAGGAAGAGCUGACAUUCAACGACUACGCGGGGCCCACCUGGACCGAGCUGGCUGUGGAUAUGAGGAAACUGGGGAUGAAAAUGGACGUUAUUUUCCCUGACAUGCCGAACAUAGACUGUAUCACGGUGCUGGACACCCCCAGCCCCUCCUCCGUGUCGUCUGUCAGUCUCACGGCGACUUCUUCCAGUUCUGUCGGGAACAACAACGCCAAGCUGCCCAAGACGGCCAUGCUCAAGAAACGGCGCGUCUUGGACGAGGAGUUCGAAGUGGAAGAGAUUCUUGAUCAUAGGCGUCGAGGGGGCCAGGACUAUUACUUCAUCAAGUGGCAAGGCUGGCCUCCUUCCUACAACACCUGGGAGCCCAAGGAACACCUGCAGUGCUCCAAACUCAUACGGGAGUAUCACCUCAACCUCAAGAGGAAGAAACUCUCCAGAAAACACAAGAAGCGCAAGGACCAGCACCAGAUCAGCGUCUUCAUGCCGCUGGUCGCAAAACCGCUCUUCCCCCCGCUUACCGAGGACACGCUCGCCAAGUUCAAACAGAAACAGAGCCUCCUACUCUGGCAGGAGGAUCUCAACCGGAAGUGUACGGAUCCGGGUAGGAUCGUGGUGGAAAACCACGUGGACCUCGAAGGCCCGCCGACGAACUUCAUCUACAUCAAUGACUACAAGGCAGGGGAGGGGGUGGUUAUACCGGAAGACCCCCUAGUCGGAUGUUCGUGCACGGACUGUUUCGAGACGAUGGAGGCCUGCUGCCCAACCCAAACCGGUGCCAAGUUCGCGUACACAAAGACGGGGAGGAUACGGGUGCGCCCGGGAAAGCCGAUCUACGAGUGCAACAAGCGGUGCGCGUGCGGGCCGAAGUGCUCCAACAGGGUGAUACAGAAGGGUCGUCUGCACAACAUGGCCAUCUUCAGGACGGCAAACGGCUGCGGCUGGGGCGUCAAGACACUGCAGAAAAUCAAGAUGAAUACCUUUGUCAUGACUUACGUAGGAGAGGUGAUCACAAAUGAGGAAGCAGAGGAGCGUGGGAAGGUGUAUGAUGAGAACGGGCGCACCUACCUGUUUGAUCUGGACUACAACGAUGAGGACGCCCCCUACACUGUAGACGCUGCUGUCCACGGCAACAUCUCACACUUUGUCAACCAUUCUUGUAACCCUAACAUGACAGUGUACAACGUGUUCAUCGACUGUCUGGACCCCAGGCUGCCUCACAUCGCCCUGUUCUCCAACAAGGACAUUGCAGCAGGGGAGGAGCUCACCUUUGACUACCUCAUGUAUAAAGGUGACUCCAGCGAUGAUGACACCCCCAGCUCCCCCAUGACUCCCUUUGUAAACCGUAGUCCCAGCAAGGACCAGUCUAGUGCAGGGAAGAAGGAGAAGGAGAGAGUCCCAUGUAGAUGUGGGGCAGAAAACUGUCGCAAAUAUCUGUAUUAGAAAGGGAAAUGAUAGGAGUAGGCAAAGUAUAGUGAUUAUAUGAAGAGGAAGAAACAUUGAGAUAUCCUAAUUUAAAACUUGCCUUGAGUUACCGUAAGACCAGUUUGACAGAAUUUUUCUGUUCAUGUGUAUGAAGGGUUUUCACUAGUAUUUCUUAUUUAGGCAACUGUGUAUGGAUAUCAGCCCUAGAAGCAUUCCAUUUUGUACAGAUGUACUAUAAGCAGAUUGAAGUGUUUAAUCCAGACAGUGUGCUACUAUGAGGUUGCCUUGAUGUCAAGUUUUCUGUAGGUUUCCUUUCUUGCAGGUUGCAUACAUAUGAGUAAGUUGUUGUGACUGGCAGUUUGCCUUCAGUCGUAUGUACUUGACAUGACCAAUGUUAUCUAAGACUUCUUGUUUCUUUUUUAAGAGUGAAGAAUGGAUUCCUAGGUUUGAUGGCAUAUAUUGAAACAUCUGGAUUGUCAUAUCACAUCCUCUUAUGUAGGGUCCCCUGUUAUUUGUAGGAUAUGUACAUAAGAUUUUUUUUGUCCUAGUUUUAAGAAAAUGUUACUAGAUAAUUCCCUGUCUUGCACAGGUUUUAAGUUCAAUUUUUUUUUCUUCUGUUAAUGGCACUUACUGUUAUAUUGUGGCCCAUAUGUAACUUUUUGUUGCUAUAUUUUUUAUUGUCUUGUGGAGUACUGAAGAAGAAUCUGAAAACAUAAGUCAGGUCAGAUGCCAAAGUGAAGACUAAGAUGUGUUUUCUGUUAGUGGCUCAGUUUUAAUUCACUAAGUUGAUAUUUGAUGUAAAGUUGUUUAUCAUAAGAAUAUAGAUUUCAAAACUGUGGAGACUGUGUCUGCUUCACAGUAAUCAUAUGUAAAACAGAACGGUUUUUCCCUUUGGAAACAAAUUUGUUGGUAUCCACCAAAUAUUCUGUAUUUUAUCUCUACUCCACCUGUAUAGGACUGUAUUGUGAUCAUUGCGAUGUGCCUACAUGCAUUUGAAGUACAUGUGUGAAUAAGAAUGUUCUUUG